This is a messenger RNA of Eruca vesicaria subsp. sativa (arugula), 1846 nucleotides long. The record is from the annotation of a GenBank genome assembly. NCBI's taxonomy places the organism in Eukaryota, Viridiplantae, Streptophyta, Magnoliopsida, Brassicales, Brassicaceae.
GGAGACGCCACGUGUGCUAUGGUGGAAACUUACGCACAAUCCUUUCCGAUCAUCUUCUCCAACUUUGUCGUCAUCGUAACAAACUCCAAAUCAUAAGCAAACGAACUCUCCAAAUCACUGAUCAGAGAUGCAACAGGGAGAUUACAAUUCCUAUUACCACCACCAGUACUCUAAUCCUAAUCCCCCCACCGUCGCUGAUCCGAUAGAUCUUUCUAGGAACACACACGCGUCAGGUCCACCGUUUACCGACGGUUACGGAACCGCCGGUUACUCUAAUUAUUCCCAGAAUUACGUGCAAACCGCUGAUCAUCAUGCUCCUCCUUCAGCUCCCGCGGCACAAACAUCUCCUCCGGCUACAUCUUUAAACCCUAAUUCCUUUUCCACCUUCAACCAACCGCCAACGAUUCAUCCACCAGCGUCAUCUUAUGGAUCAUUCGAUUCCACAGCCCCGUAUCAGCAAUCUACUACGCAACCAAUGUAUUAUCCACCGCACGAUCAGCAUCAGAGCUCUGGAUACUCCCCUGCGCCUCCUCCUCCUCCUCCUUCAUCUGCUGCCGCGCAAAAUCCUUCAAUUUACUCAUUCUCCUUGUACUCUGCACCUCCUUACACUGGCGGAGAGUCUUCCCUUCCUCCUUCCUAUGAGAGACCGCCUGUAAGAUUCGAUCAUCCUGCUUAUGGAGAUUACGACCGGAGCAGAUCGGAUAUAGGAUCAGACGUAUACGGUAAAAGAUCCGAGAUCGGAGGAUAUCAAGAUAACUAUGGCGAUGGCGUGUAUGCUUAUCAAGGAGGUAAAGUGGAGCCUUACGGGUCUCGUGGCACAGAGCCCAAGUCAUCUAAUUCCACUUUGUUUGAUGAUUAUGGAAGAUCUAUUAGCCUCUAUUCAGCUAGAGACUCCUCUCCUAGCUCGAAUUCCGCCAAGAUUGUAAGAGCUGUUCCCAAGACUGAUGAUGUGAAGGAAGAUAGCACCGGUGGUGUCCAGAAGUUCCGUGUUAAAUUGUUGGCUGAGACUUACGGACAGACCACAACUGAUGUUCUUUGUCAGCAGAUUGGAUUGGAUGGUCUUCGUAUGCUUGAUCCAAGUACUAGUCGGACUUUGAGAAUAUAUCCUCUUGAGAACAUCACAAGAUGCGAGAAACUAGAUUCUUCUAUUUUGGCUUUUUGGUCUAAGACUCCGGUAGAUAUCGAUGCUAAACGCAUCAGACUGCAAUCAAAUAGUUAUACCACCAACACACUUCUGGACAUAGUGACUGCUGCAAUGUUUCAGGCUAAGGAGAUUGGGGGAAGUAGCAGACCUCCUGCCUCUGUAAAAAUGGUGGAACAAACUGUUGAGAAGAAGAAAGGGUUGGGUGAUUGGAUGAACAUUAUAAAGCCUGUAAAUGAGGAGAAAGAUCAUUGGGUUCCAGACGAAGCUGCUUCGAAGUGCACGUCAUGUCGGUCAGAUUUCAGUGCAUUUAUGCGAAGGCACCACUGCCGGAACUGUGGUGAUGUCUUCUGUGACAAGUGCACGCAGGGUAGGAUUGCCCUCACUGCAGAGGAGAAUGCUCCUCAAGUCCGUGUCUGCGACCGAUGCAUGGCCGAAGUGUCACAAAGGUUGAUUAAUGCCAAGGAAUCUGUUAGCAGGAACGUGAGUGUACAGAGCCAUGAAGACCUCGCUAGGAAGUUACAGGAGGAAAUGCAGAAAAACCGAAAGUCUUCAUCUGGUUCGAGGGAAGGAUCUGGUCGGCGGAUGAAGGACGUAGCUUGUCCAACAUGCACAGUGCACUUGCAGGUUCAGGUUCCAAUCUCAGGAUCAGAGACCAUCGAGUGCGGUGUUUGCCAAAAUCCUUUCCUUGUUAGCUCGCAUUGA